GACUUCCGCAGUUCGUUGUAAAAGCAGUUGUGAGAAUACAGCUGUGCUACUUUUUUUAUUUGCUUUUGUCAGACCUUGCCGUGUGUCUUUUUCCCCUCAGAGAACAUGUCUGAUCGAGGCCCUUUCGAUACCAAUGCGAUCACUCUGACCAGAUUUCUGUUAGAGGAAGGGAGGAAAGUGAAAGCCACAGGGGAGCUGACCACCCUCCUGAACGCCCUGUGUACAGCUGUGAAAGCCAUCUCCAGUGCAGUGAGGAAAGCAGGCAUCGCUCACCUGUAUGGCAUUGCUGGCAGUACAAACGUGACAGGGGACCAGGUGAAGAAGCUGGAUGUCCUAUCCAAUGACCUGGUCAUUAACAUGAUCAAAUCCUCUUUCACUUCCUGUGUGCUGGUCUCUGAGGAGAACGACAACGCCUUCAUAGUGGAGCCGGAAAACAGGGGUAAAUAUGUGGUCUGCUUCGAUCCUUUGGAUGGAUCCUCCAACAUUGACUGCCUGGUUUCCAUCGGGACCAUCUUCUCUGUUUAUAAAAAGUGCACAGAUGAUGAGCCAAGUGAGAAGGAUGCCUUACAGCCUGGCAGAAACAUAGUGGCUGCUGGGUAUGCUCUGUACGGCAGUGCCACCAUGAUAGUGCUCUCAACCGGCCAAGGUGUCAACUGCUUCAUGCUGGAUCCCGCAAUUGGGGAGUUCAUUCUAGUAGACCGGGAUGUGAAAAUAAAAAAAAAGGGGAACAUUUACAGUCUCAACGAGGGCUAUGCUAAGUAUUUUGACCCUGCGGUUACUGAGUACCUGCAGAAGAAGAAGUUCCCAGAGGAUGGCAGUGCACCCUAUAGUGCACGCUAUGUGGGCUCCAUGGUAGCAGAUGUGCAUCGGACCCUUGUUUAUGGAGGCAUUUUCCUCUACCCAGGAAAUGUGAAGAGUCCUAAAGGAAAGCUCCGACUCUUGUAUGAGAGCAACCCCAUGGCCUUCAUCAUGGAGCAGGCUGGUGGAAUGGCCACCACAGGGGAUAUGAACAUCCUGGACAUCCAGCCUGAGAGCAUCCAUCAGAGGUCCCCGGUGAUCCUGGGAUCCUCAGAUGAUGUUCAAGAAUACAUCUCCAUCUACCAGAAACAUCACAAAUGACCAACUCAUGAAACUAAAAGCCUACUAAGAGACCAAACAUCAAAUUCCAAUCAUUCUUAUCUGAAUUAUAAUUUAAUCUAUUAAUUAAAAAAAUAAUAAUAAACACAGAAGUUUAUCACAUCCUUACCAAUUAUCACACUCAUAUUCCAUAAAUUCUGCUUGUUGGGAACCAAAAAUCUACACUUGAACAUAACAGAUAUAUGAAUACUCCAAGAAGUAACAUUGUCCCAUUUGCAUUCACUGGAAAACGUUUACACGAAGACUCAUUUUGUACGAUACUCACAAAUUUGUGAAUGUUUUUUAGAAUAUGUUACUGAUCGAAAUCAGAACAAGAAGUCUGAACAGUUCCUUCGAUUGUGUUUUAUAUCUAUGCAAUAAGAAUGAAGUGCCUUUUCUGUACCUGUUUAUUAUUGUGAAGGAAAAUAAUAAAUUCAGCUGUGCCAAAAAA
Neoarius graeffei (lesser salmon catfish) is the source of this 1567-nucleotide messenger RNA. It is a transcript of the gene fbp1a, whose product is annotated as fructose-1,6-bisphosphatase 1a. Gene Ontology annotation, molecular function: fructose 1,6-bisphosphate 1-phosphatase activity. Gene Ontology annotation, biological process: fructose 6-phosphate metabolic process; sucrose biosynthetic process; gluconeogenesis. Bases 106 to 1119 code for a protein of 337 amino acids. NCBI's taxonomy places the organism in Eukaryota, Metazoa, Chordata, Actinopteri, Siluriformes, Ariidae. Gene Ontology annotation, cellular component: cytosol; cytoplasm. The record is from RefSeq and is a predicted model, not a curated record. The transcript is spliced from 7 exons.